GGCAGGGACAGGGGGGGACAGGGGGCUUUUCUCCGCGGCCACCUGGAAAAAGCCAUGCAGGACCCCUGGCUUCUCAUGAGACACAGACUCUGUUCAACCAGUGAUUGGAUUUAAAUUUGCAACACUGCUGGAGAUUAUUUAGUUUGAGUCUAAAAAGAAAACGAAUCAAAGACGAGGACGGAGGACUAAAAGAGCUUCAUGGACACGCGCAGAAACCCCCAGAGCAAGUCCAAAAGAGGAAGCCCACCCAAGUUCAGCACCAAGGAUAUCUGGAGUCAGGUUUGAUGUCAGGUGGAGGUGAAGUCAGACUGACGGAGCGAGUGUCUUCUGCCAGGUAACAGGUCUAAAAACGAAAAAAGAAAAAAAAAAAAAAAAAGAAAAGAAAAGAAACUUUCCUGUGCGUGCGUCUCGAGGCUGCGGUGAGGCAUGAGUGGGGGGCGCUUUGAGUUUGACGACGGGGGAGCGUACUGCGGAGGCUGGGAGGGGGGCAAAGCCCACGGCCACGGCAUCUGCACCGGACCCAAGGGCCAGGGCGAGUUCUCCGGCUCCUGGAACUACGGCUUCGAGGUGGUGGGGGUCUACACAUGGCCCAGCGGGAACACCUACGAGGGCUACUGGUCGCAGGGCAAGCGCCACGGCCUGGGGCUGGAGACCAAGGGACACUGGAUUUACAAAGGGGAGUGGACCCACGGCUUCAAGGGGAGGUACGGGGUCCGGGUCAGCGUGGGCAGCGGGGCCAAGUACGAGGGCACCUGGAAUAACGGCCUGCAGGACGGAUACGGGACGGAGACGUACGCGGAUGGAAGCACUUUCCAGGGUCAGUUCACCGGAGGGAUGCGACACGGUUAUGGCGUCCGUCAGAGCGUCCCGUACGGCAUGGCUGCUGUGGUCCGCUCCCCUCUCCGCACCUCCUUAACCUCCCUCCGCAGCGAGCACAGCAACGGCACCGUCCUGCAGCAAGACAUCCCCAUCAUCACGGCCACCAACGCCUCAGGCGAGGAGACGCCGGUGGCCACUCCCACCCAGCUGGGACCGUCCCGGGGAGGCUUCGCCCUCACGCUCCAGGUGGACCCCGAGGCCGUGAAACCGAAGAAGAAGGGCCUGUUCAGAAGGAGCUCCCUGCUCGGCAAGCUGAAGAAGUCCGAGUCGAGCACGUCCCUGUCCAGUCAGAAGAGUAAGAUCAGCUUCCUGAGGACGGAGUCCGCGCUCAGCUCCAACGCCAGCGACACCAACUCCACCAUCAGCAUGGACGAGAGCCUGGCCGGGGCGGAGGACUUCCCCCCCGUGGAGGCCGACAUCGACGCCACCACCACCGAGGUCUACAUGGGCGAGUGGAAGAACGACAAGCGGUCCGGUUAUGGAAUAAGCGAAAGGUCCAGCGGGCUGAAGUACGAGGGCGAGUGGCUCAACAACCAGCGGCACGGCUACGGCUGCACCACGUUCGCCGAAGGCGGGAAGGAGGAGGGCAAGUACCUGAACAACAUGCUGGUGAAGGCCAUGAAGAAGAGGGUGAUCCAGCUGAAGGGAACCAAGAUCAAGCAGAAAGUGGAGCGAGCGGUGGAAGGAGCCCAGAGGGCCGCAGCCAUCGCCAAGCAGAAGGCAGAGAUCGCUGCUUCCAGGACGACACACUCAAAGGGGAAGUCAGAUGCAGCUGAACAGGCGGCUCAGGCCGCCAACAGAGAGUCCAGCAUUGCCAGGCUGGUGGCCAAAGAACUCUCUCCGACCUUUUACCAGCCAGGUCCUGAGUAUCUGAAGAAGAGAGCGUUACAGGAGGCUGUGGACGGCAGCGAGAACACAGACACCAUCAUGCACGAGCCACUGCUGGCCGAGGAGGAGCCGCUGCCCACGCCACCUGAAAGCCCCUUCAUGAAUGAACUGGACAGCCUGAUGCCGGGCUCCUCCCCCGGCCGGACCCCGUCCCCCAGCCCGGGCAUCAUGAUCAAGGAAGAGAACAAACUCCUCAGUCCGGGAAGCUGGAAUGAAGACAAGAGCGUGAAAGGCGGCGGCAGCCGGGGCAGCAGUAAACCCAACAGCAGGGCCGGAAGUCGCCCCACAACCCCGUCGACCUCGGCCUCUGCGGCCGCCGCGGCCGUGCCUGAAGCGGGAGGGGCCCCAGGGAGUCGUGGGCCCUCUCGCACCCCCAGCCGUCAGAGCAGUAAGAUCGAACAGGGCUCAGACCUGGAAAUCAAACCGCUGCAGAAGUUCGACUCUGAGACGAAGGUUCCAGACGUCGCUCCCGCCCCCGCCACACCCGUAAGGAACAGCCUCAUCUUGCCAGAUGAAGAAGAAGCACCACGCCCCUCCCCCAGAGGGACCCCCAAAGCCGUAACCCCGGAGCCGAAACCUGCGACCCCUUCCAAAGCUGCGACCCCUGAAGUUAAACCUGAAAGAGCUCCGUCGGUCCACGAACGAGCGCCGUCCGUCUCUGAGAGCAAAGUGGAGUCCAGGGAGCCGAGCAGGCCUUCCAGCAAAGCAGAGACUAAGCCUCUACCCAGACGACAGCCCAGCCCAGCCCCUCCUCCAAAACCCACAACCAGCAUCGAACCGAAAGCACCACUAAAGCAAGCGGAGCCCAAAGCCGUGGCUGCCAAACCAGCCUCGAAGGUGGAGGUCAGGGUGGAAGGCAAACUGAGGGCCAUGCCGAGCACGAGUAAUGAAGUGACUGCGGAGUCUUUGGAGCUGGAGGGCCCAAACACCAUCAUGAUCUGCAUGGUGAUCCUGCUCAACAUCGGCCUGGCCAUUCUCUUCGUCCACAUCCUGUCAUGACACAUUUUCCACCGCAUUAGGUUAACAGCAGUGUUGGAGAGAGACGACGUUCCUCCUCCUCCUCCUCCUCCUCUUCAACGUGGGCCAGAGAUCAAACACACCGCUGAGGGGAAACAGAAGCCUCAUGCAGACUCAUGCUGCAGCUCCUAUAAAGGUUUUUCUUGAGUUCGGUUGGUGUGGCUGUGUGAGGCUCGAGGAGCUCCUCUCCUUCCUGAGACUGGAGGAACUGAAGGACACUGACUGACUGAAACCUUUCAGUGAAUUUGCAGAAUGGUUUGAAGAGAAAAGUUGGAUUUUUUUUUUCUUUUUUUUUGUGGGGGUGUUAAGAGUACAUCGAGGUGCUGAUAUGGGAGGGGUUGUGGUACCUGAGCAUUCAACUUUGUCACAAUGUGUGUGGAGUGUGUCAACAAUGAUAACUUUGAACUAAAAUCCUUAAUUGUCACACACUGGCUGGCUCUCACACACACCAAAUCAGGCAUAUCAGGAAAAACUUACGAUAUCACAAUAUCUCACAACUUAUAUAUUUGUUGAUGUAAUGUGAUCACCGGCUGAAGGAAUGAUGAAGACAUAUACAGACUGAUUACUGUGCCUUGAACUUGAGUAGAUGUUCAAAACCUGCAGCAGACGUGUGAGAGAUUUGCUUUUGUGUCAGUGAUCUGCCAUGUCCAGUGUUCAAAUGCUGAAAAGGACAAGUCUAAGAUGUGCGUGUGAAAUUCUCCCAAUUAAAACCGAUUAUUAUUUCCAUGUUGUCAUCAGAAGCACUAUGAGUUGCACUUCUGCUAAUUGCAACCUUACAAAUAUCUAUAUUGGUGUACUACACUGUGAAAUGUUCUAUUUUUCACUGGGGUUCCUAUGCAUUUACUGUCGAUCUGCUGCUUUUGGUUUUGGAGACUGGAUAAACCAAAAAGAGAAAGGAGCUUAUGAGUGCUAUUGUACGUUUACUGUAUGUCCCGCAACGCUGACUCGCACCCAGGUGGUUUUGAAAAAGAAGCUGUGUAUGUUUGGCAGCCAGAUAGGCAAGCAGAAAAGCAUUUGCUGUAUGUUGUGAUGAGGUUGCUGGAGCUGCAGAUCGGGAUUCGUGCAUCAGGCGGUGGACCUGGGACGAUGCUCCUUGCAGCAUUUCAUGGUUUGACAAGCGUGUUGGUGUAGAAAACUGUUCCAUCGCUUCAUAUUCAGGGCCUGCUGCGCUUUUAGAGCCAAAUAUGAGUUUAACUUUUUUGUACGCAUGAGCGCACUUUGUGUGUAUGUGUCUGUAUUUUUGUACCUUCUUGAAGUGCACAUUGUUUCAGCAUUCAAAAUUAUUCUGUCGUAACAUUUUUUUUUUUUUUUUUUGUCAGAAGAAAUAUGCAAUCCCCAAUUUAUUUCCUGAAGCAGUCGGUCUGAUUACCUCAUGAUUGUGAGAUGGAGAAAACUAUAGAAUGAUUCUUAACUCCAUGUCUUACUUUAAAAGGAGCGCUUUCACAUUUUCGUUUGUUUUUUUACCCAUCAGUCCAUCAACACCUGAAGCAACACUAACCUAUAACCACCCAUGUUUCUUUGAAGACUUCGAAAAUAAUAUCACUUCAAGUUGUCGUGUGUCUUUACUGGGUUUGCAAUGCAUUUUUCUUUGUAUUACGUGUUAAUUCAGUCAUAAUGUUAAGACCCGAGGACAAAGAGUUCACUUGCAGCACUCACCAACAUGGACUAUUACAAAGAGAAAAUGUCUGCUAUUCACUUUAUCUGUCAGUGGUUAAUAAGUUAUGGCUGAUUCCUAUAAAAAUGUUAAAUGAUUCUUCCUUAAUAUAUCAGUGUAUGAGAGUGUUGGAGUUGUACGAGAUCACGAAUGAGCAUACAGGGCCCUGGAGGUAAAAUCAGAAAGUCUGAAACCACUUGAAGGUUUUCUCUAAGAUCCCAAGAGUCUUCAUCUGUAAUCUGCGGCCUCAGACAGACAGAUAAACUCAGAGGUGAAACAUUUAAGAGAAAUGUGUUUUGUCUGUUUUAGUGCAUUCACUGAAGUCAAUGCCAAAAUGCUUUUGUGUUGCCAAAUGUGGUCAAACUAAAAGCUGUAAUUAAAUCUAAAGAAAAA
Molecule: messenger RNA, 4831 nt
Organism: Salarias fasciatus (jewelled blenny)
Lineage: Eukaryota; Metazoa; Chordata; Actinopteri; Blenniiformes; Blenniidae
Gene: jph2
Product: junctophilin 2
Exons: 6
Coding region: 427-2766 (779 amino acids)
Cellular component (GO): plasma membrane; endoplasmic reticulum membrane; junctional membrane complex
Source: RefSeq, a predicted model, not a curated record